This is a messenger RNA of Hippopotamus amphibius kiboko, 4493 nucleotides long. RefSeq names its product EPH receptor B1 (gene EPHB1). Gene Ontology annotation, molecular function: transmembrane-ephrin receptor activity; protein binding; ATP binding. The transcript is spliced from 16 exons. Lineage: Eukaryota; Metazoa; Chordata; Mammalia; Artiodactyla; Hippopotamidae. Gene Ontology annotation, cellular component: plasma membrane; neuron projection. Gene Ontology annotation, biological process: protein phosphorylation; axon guidance; cell surface receptor protein tyrosine kinase signaling pathway. The record is from RefSeq and is a predicted model, not a curated record. The coding region runs from base 402 to 3356 and encodes 984 amino acids.
GUCAGUCUGGCCGGCUCCGUCCUCUCGUAGGCUCGGCUGUAGCUCGCAAUGUGACACCAGGACGCACAGGCACUCGCGCGCUCUCCCCGGCUCGCACUCCCUCGCCCUCCCUCUCACACACACACACACACACACACACACACACACACGCACGCACACACCCACCUCUCCCAUAAACACACACACACACAUGCACACCCACACCCACGCGCGCCCGCACCGCCCCACGCGCGCACACUCCCGCCCACGCCCACGCCGCGCUCCGGGGAGUCCGGUCCCGGCCCGAGCGCGAAAGGAUACGGAGAAGCCACCGGCGGGGAGCGCAGCGGCGCCCCGGGACGCGGCGCCCUCCCCGCGCGGCCGCCUCGGCUCGGGCUCGGCCUGGGGGCCGCCGGCCGGCGAUGGCCCUGGACUGCCUGCUGCUGCUCCUCCUGGCAUCCGCGGUGGCCGCGAUGGAAGAAACUCUGAUGGACACCAGGACGGCUACUGCAGAGCUGGGCUGGACUGCCAAUCCUGCAUCAGGGUGGGAAGAAGUCAGUGGCUACGAUGAAAACCUGAACACCAUCCGCACCUACCAGGUGUGCAAUGUCUUCGAGCCCAACCAGAACAACUGGCUGCUCACCACCUUCAUCAACCGGCGGGGGGCCCAUCGCAUCUACACAGAGAUGCGCUUCACUGUGAGGGACUGCAGCAGCCUCCCCAAUGUCCCAGGCUCCUGCAAGGAGACCUUCAACUUGUACUACUAUGAGACUGACUCUGUCAUUGCCACCAAGAAGUCGGCCUUCUGGUCCGAGGCCCCCUACCUCAAAGUGGACACCAUUGCUGCAGACGAGAGCUUCUCCCAGGUGGACUUCGGGGGAAGGUUGAUGAAGGUCAACACAGAAGUCAGGAGCUUUGGGCCUCUUACUCGGAACGGUUUUUACCUCGCUUUCCAGGACUAUGGAGCCUGUAUGUCUCUCCUUUCUGUCCGUGUCUUCUUCAAAAAGUGUCCCAGCAUUGUGCAAAAUUUUGCAGUGUUCCCAGAGACCAUGACUGGGGCAGAGAGCACGUCUCUGGUGAUUGCUCGGGGCACGUGCAUCCCCAAUGCGGAGGAAGUGGACGUGCCCAUCAAGCUCUACUGCAACGGGGACGGGGAGUGGAUGGUGCCCAUCGGGCGCUGCACCUGUAAGCCUGGCUAUGAGCCCGAGAACAGCGUGGCCUGCAAGGCCUGCCCUGCAGGGAUGUUCAAGGCCAGCCAGGAAGCUGAGGGCUGCUCCCACUGUCCCUCCAACAGCCGAUCCCCUUCAGAGGCAUCUCCCAUCUGCACCUGCCGGACCGGCUAUUACAGAGCGGACUUUGACCCCCCAGAAGUGGCAUGCACUAGUGUCCCAUCAGGUCCCCGUAACGUCAUCUCCAUCGUCAAUGAGACAUCCAUCAUUCUGGAGUGGCACCCUCCUCGGGAGACGGGUGGGCGGGAUGAUGUCACCUACAACAUCAUCUGUAAAAAGUGCCGGGCAGACCGCCGCAGCUGCUCCCGCUGCGACGACAAUGUGGAGUUUGUGCCCAGGCAGCUGGGCCUGACCGAGUGCCGCGUCUCCAUCAGCAGCCUGUGGGCCCACACCCCCUACACCUUCGAUAUCCAGGCCGUCAACGGGGUCUCCAGCAAGAGUCCCUUCCCCCCGCAACACGUCUCUGUCAACAUCACCACAAACCAAGCUGCCCCUUCCACUGUUCCCAUCAUGCACCAGGUCAGUGCCACCAUGAGGAGCAUCACCUUGUCCUGGCCACAGCCGGAGCAGCCCAAUGGCAUCAUCCUGGACUAUGAGAUCCGGUACUAUGAGAAGGAACACAACGAGUUCAACUCCUCUAUGGCCAGGAGUCAGACCAACACUGCACGGAUCGAUGGCCUGCGGCCAGGCAUGGUGUAUGUGGUCCAGGUGCGCGCCCGCACCGUGGCCGGCUACGGCAAGUUCAGCGGCAAGAUGUGCUUCCAGACUCUGACGGAUGAUGAUUACAAGUCUGAGCUGCGGGAGCAGCUGCCCCUGAUCGCUGGCUCAGCGGCGGCCGGGGUCGUGUUUGUCGUGUCCUUGGUGGCCAUCUCCAUCGUCUGCAGCAGGAAACGUGCUUACAGCAAAGAAGCUGUGUACAGCGAUAAGCUCCAGCAUUACAGCACAGGCCGAGGCUCCCCAGGGAUGAAGAUCUACAUUGACCCCUUCACUUAUGAGGACCCCAACGAAGCUGUCCGGGAGUUUGCCAAGGAGAUUGAUGUCUCUUUUGUGAAAAUCGAAGAGGUCAUCGGAGCAGGAGAGUUUGGAGAGGUGUACAAGGGGCGCUUGAAACUUCCAGGCAAGAGGGAGAUCUAUGUGGCCAUCAAGACGCUGAAGGCCGGGUACUCGGAGAAGCAGCGACGGGACUUUCUGAGCGAGGCCAGCAUCAUGGGCCAGUUCGACCAUCCCAACAUCAUUCGCCUGGAGGGCGUGGUCACCAAGAGUCGGCCGGUCAUGAUCAUCACAGAGUUCAUGGAGAAUGGCGCUUUGGAUUCUUUCCUCAGGCAAAAUGACGGACAGUUCACGGUGAUCCAGCUGGUGGGGAUGCUGAGGGGCAUCGCCGCGGGCAUGAAGUACCUGGCCGAGAUGAACUACGUGCACCGGGACCUGGCUGCAAGGAACAUUCUGGUCAACAGUAACCUGGUGUGCAAAGUAUCUGACUUUGGCCUUUCCCGCUACCUCCAGGAUGACACCUCAGAUCCCACCUAUACCAGCUCCUUGGGAGGCAAGAUCCCCGUGAGAUGGACGGCUCCAGAGGCCAUCGCUUACCGCAAGUUCACAUCUGCCAGCGAUGUCUGGAGCUACGGGAUCGUCAUGUGGGAAGUCAUGUCAUUUGGAGAGAGACCCUAUUGGGAUAUGUCCAACCAAGAUGUCAUUAAUGCCAUUGAGCAGGACUACCGGCUGCCCCCACCCAUGGACUGCCCAGCUGCUCUACACCAGCUCAUGCUGGACUGUUGGCAGAAGGACCGUAACAGCCGGCCCCGAUUUGCAGAGAUUGUCAAUACCCUGGACAAGAUGAUCCGGAACCCGGCAAGUCUCAAGACUGUGGCAACCAUCACCGCCGUGCCUUCCCAGCCCCUGCUCGACCGCUCCAUCCCAGACUUCACGGCCUUUACCACCGUGGAUGACUGGCUAGGUGCCAUCAAAAUGGUGCAGUACAGGGACAGCUUCCUCACCGCUGGCUUCACCUCCCUCCAGCUGGUCACCCAGAUGACAUCAGAAGACCUCCUGAGAAUAGGGGUCACCUUGGCAGGUCAUCAGAAGAAGAUCCUGAACAGCAUUCUGUCUAUGAGGGUCCAGAUGAGUCAGUCACCAACAGCAAUGGCCUGAGAACUCUCAUUUUCUAUGGGGAGGAGAGGAAGGAAAAGGACCAGGCUCAAGGGGGAACCAGAGGUUGACCACUGUGGAAUGUCCUGGAGGGACUGGCUUCUCAGCUGAGAAAUGCAUUGUCAUCAAUGAAGAAUAAUCUGGACCUAUUCCUAAUAGGCAACCUUCGUUUCUCAGUGACAGACGCAGGUUUAAGAUGCUGUGGGAAACCAAAUAUGUAAGAAUAAAAAUACACAAAGGUGAUGUUCGAUGAAGUGAAGACUAAACAGUAUGCAUCGGGGGGCACCAAGAGUGAACUCAGCUCCCACCCUGGGUGUGCCUGAGUCAUCCGACUACAAGAAGAAAGGGAAGGAGGUCGAAGGAAGAAACAGAAGCAGAUUCCCAUUUUCUUCCUCACCAAUGACGUUCUUUUCUUUUCUCCUUUUGUCCUCCUCCCCAAGAGUCCUCUCCCUUCCCCCACAUCCAUCUCCCUUUGCUCAUGACUCGUGUAGGGAAGUUUCUUCAAACAAACCCCAGCUCCUGAGUCUCCAGAUGUUCUGUCAGUUGCCAAAGGACCUUGCUGACCACUGCAUGGGGGAUCCAACCAAUUCAAUUAAUGUCUUCAUAUUGAAGAAGAGAUGUACCUUCAAUUGAAAACCUUGUUUUUCUUUUGUUUGCAUUUUCUGCAAAAAGGAAAAAGAAACCACAAAUUGGAAAAAAACAUAAAAAAAGAAAAACCUGUUUCCGUGUGCAGGGGCACGCCUAUGUAUGUCUGCGUUACAAAAUGACCGCUUGUUCGUAACAGAUGCAAACAAGAAAGAACUGGGAAGUCUUUGUCCCUGGGAGGUCCAAAGGGGCCAGAGCAUGUUGUGGGUCUGGCUUUCUGGUUGGCCCCAUUGGCCUAUUGGCUCAAUGGCAAGAGAAGGUAGGGAGAAAAAUAAAAUGAAAAGGGAAAAAAAUUCCAGAGAGCUUGCAAAUUCAGACAGGAAACAGGUGAGUGGUUUGAAUUGGAUGCAGUGCGGGCCAUUCGAGAAUGAUACUGACUGAUUCAUUAUUCUUGGUGACAUCUGAAGAGAAGGAGAAGGAAGGUGUUUCUGGAGAAUGUUCUUCCACAUCCCUGGAAUCUACAAUUCAAGGUGGCGAGGGCAAGUCUUUCUUCCC